AAAUGUUGUUUAUAAACCUUGCACUACGGGACAGCUAACAAAAGGUCUCAAAGUAGCACUUUAAAUUAGCUGCUUAACUCGAGCGCGAUCAUUAGUCAGCCAACGAUUGGAAACUAGUUUUCUUGCCUUUGACCGAAUCCAAAAUUUUGGCUGUUUGUAAAAAAAGGUGUUUUCCACACGUGUAUAAUACACCAUUGUUUAAAAUGUUGAAGGUAAACGGACAAUAUAUUAUUACGACUACAGGUCCAAGGUAACGGCAAUUAUAGGAAUUUAUUCUCGUUAUGAAGUUAAACAGAUGGACUUCAAGUUGCCAAAUUAUUCUCGUUAGUUAAACCAAACUAUAUGUAUGUAGUGAUUCGAACUGCCGAAAAAUGUUACGAAAUAUGAGCAUCAGGCAGUCACUACCACAAAUUGUUGCUGUAAUGGUAAAAAAUUGGUUAAUGAUAUCACUGGGGAUGAGCAUAGGAUAUACAACGAUAUUAAUAGGUGGAGUUUUCGACGGGUCUACGAAUCACUUUGGCAGUAUAAGUGCCAAUCAAGUAUCAUGGUUGGGAUCCACAUCGACGCUGUCUAUCUUCAUCGGAAGUUUACUGUCAGGGAUUGUAACGCAACGUCUUGGACGUAAACGAUCCAUGCAACUGGUGACCAUUCCGUUUCUAGCUGCCUGGCUUUUAUUUUAUUUUUCCAAUGCGUUCUGGCAAUUAUAUCUGGGUUUGGGCAUAACGGGACUGUUCGGUGGUCUCGUGGAAGCGUCCUUCUGCGCUUAUGUUUCUGAAAUUACGGAGCCGCAGCUCAGAGGGACCCUAACGGCAACCGGUUCAAUGUCGAUAUUUAUAGGACUGGUCAUCCAAUUCUUGCUUGGAACAAACUAUAAUUGGCGUAAAUGCGCUUUAAUCAGUUGCGCAUUCCCAACGAUAACAUUUUUGCUGUUCUGUUUCGUGCCCGAGAGCCCGUACUGGCUGAUAAUGAAUGGUAAAGCCGAAGAAGCAAAGAAAAGUUUAGCUUGGCUUAGAGGAUGGAAAGCGCCAACGGAUGUUGCUGCAGAGAUAGACGAGAUUGCGAACCGGCAUGAAUCCGGAAAGUGUUUUGAUUGGAAUGAUGUGAGGCGGUAUUUGAAGCGAAGCUUUACUUUACCUUUACUGUUGAUUGCGUUUAUGUUUCUAUUGCACACCUGUACGGGAUUGGCGACCUUGGAAACCUACUCCGUAAGCAUUAUGGCGACAAUGGACGUGCCCAUCAACGCCUACUAUGCUACCCUAAUUUUGGGAGUAUCUUCACUAAGCGGAUCAUCCCUCUGUAUAAUUUUAGUGCACCGCCUUGGAAAACGAGUACUACUAUUCAUUUCGCUGGGAGGUUUAUGUGUUUGCAAUUUGCUAAUAGCGGCAUAUACAAACGUUGCCAAUAUCAAAGGCAUUAUACUGGAAGUUCAGAAUUCCUCUGUGAGGGACUUAGGUGCGGACAAAUAUGGCUGGAUACCAUUCACCCUAUUGAUUAUGCUCAGCAUUGCGGAUCACGUAGGGAACUCAACACUGGCAUGGGUUGUUAUGGCGGAGGUGUUUUCUCAUGAAACCCGUCUGCUAGGGUGCGGCUUAGGCAGUUCUAUUUCUUAUUUAUUAAGAUUUUUCUCGAAUUAUCUGUUUUUGAAACUGAUUGCCUUCAUGACAUUAGGAGGUGUUUACUAUCUAUAUGGUAGUAUUAGCCUGUUGGGGAUUAUAGUGCUUUUCUUUGUCUUACCUGAGACUGAAGGAAAAACAUUAGAAGAAGUUUCUGAUCAUUUUCAAGGAAUUUCCAAGCUGGACAAUAAGGUCCGAAGGAAGAAAAAAGUAGCGAAUUGUAGUGUAACUCCAGUAAUCUAGUAGGUACAUCUGU
Photinus pyralis (common eastern firefly) is the source of this 1869-nucleotide messenger RNA. RefSeq names its product facilitated trehalose transporter Tret1-like. Gene Ontology annotation, biological process: transmembrane transport. Bases 372 to 1856 code for a protein of 494 amino acids. The transcript has 4 exons. Gene Ontology annotation, molecular function: transmembrane transporter activity. The record is from RefSeq and is a predicted model, not a curated record. Lineage: Eukaryota; Metazoa; Arthropoda; Insecta; Coleoptera; Lampyridae. Gene Ontology annotation, cellular component: membrane.